Molecule: messenger RNA, 363 nt
Organism: Staurois parvus
Lineage: Eukaryota; Metazoa; Chordata; Amphibia; Anura; Ranidae
Source: the annotation of a GenBank genome assembly
CGGCGGUGCGCUGUGUCCCACGUACACAGUGGAUCACUGAUCCACGGAAAGAGCCGAAGAUGUCGGCUUGGUCAUGUGAUCAGCUGUGUCCAAUCACAGCUGAUCACAUGGGAGAUGUACACUGAUCAACAGGGCACUGAUGAUCAGUGUGCCCUGAUGAUCAGUGUAGCCCCAGCAGUGCCACCUGUCAGUGUCCAUCAGUGCCUUGUGUCAGUGCUCAUCAGUGCCAUGUGCCAGUGCCACAUCAAUGCCACAUAUCAGUGCCUACCAGUGCACAUCAAUGCCACAUAUCAGUGCCCAUCUGAGCUGCCUUUCAGUGUCACCCAUCAGUGCCAGUCAGUGCCACCUAUCAAUGCCAAUCAG